AUGGACCUUGACCUUAAGGAGAUCCCUGGCUCGAAAUCUCUGCUGGUUAUUAUGGACACGCAAAACACGCAACUGUCCAUCAGCAACUUCAACGGAGACCUUACAGAAAAUGAAAAGUCCACCAAUCUCAACACUUUAAACAAUUCCAACACUUUAAACGAUUCCAACUUAAAUGAUAAUAAUUCUCAGGUUACUCUUGGUUCUGAAAACAGUUGGGAUACCCAGGGGCCUCAUCCAAUCCCCAUUCCGUCUCCAGACGAAAUCUCUCUUUUGAGAGAACUCGCAUUCAUUUUAAUCAUAUGUGUCUGUCAAAUUAUCACCCAGGCUGGAGUGGCUCAGACCAUCAACACUCCAACGGAAAUUGGCGAGAAAUUUGGAGUCCAGAAUGACCCUGGUAAGCUCUCGUGGUUCUCAGCCAGUUACUCGCUCACCGUGGGUACUUUCAUUCUUGUUGCUGGCCGUUUGGGUGACAUGUACGGCUACAAGUUCAUGUUCGUACUUGGAAACGUCAUCAUGGGCAUCUGGUCUCUUGUGGUUGGCUUUGCGGGCUUCACCACGUCCGAUGUGUUCUUCAACGUGGCCAGAGCACUUCAAGGUGUGGGCCCCGCUUGUUGCAUGCCCAAUGCUGUUGCACUUAUUGGUCAUUACUUUCCUCACGGAAAAAAGAAGGUUAACUAUUUUGCAGCUUUCGGAGCCGUGGCUCCAUUUGGAUUCGUUCUCGGAGCGUUGUUCUCAGCAAUUUUCACCCAGUUGGUCUGGUGGCCCUGGAUGUUCUGGGUGGGAGGCAUGGCAUCGCUCUUCCUACUGGUGGUGCUGUACUUCAUUAUUCCAAAGCGCAUUGGAAACAGAGAAGCAGGAUCGUUUGACUGGCCUGGAUCAAUCUCAGGUGUUUCGGGUCUCAUUCUUAUCAACUUUGCCUGGAACCAAGGUCCUAACGUAGGAUGGGACGUUCCAUAUGUCUACAUGCUCUUGAUUGUGGGCUUUAUCUGCAUGGGAGUGUUUGUAUGGACCAGUUCGUGGGUCAAGGAGCCAUUGGUGCCUCGUGAGUGUCUCAGAGGUGAGACAGGGUUUGUUUUGGGAUGCAUGGCAGCCGGAUGGUCUUGUUUUGGUGUGUGGUUGUAUUAUACCUUCAGAUGGCAGGAACAUGUGGACCAUUCCAGUCCAAUUUUGCGAGCAGUUCACUUUAUUCCUGCUCCAUUCUGUGGUUUGGCAGCAGCAGCUCUCACUGUGUUUCUCCUCCGGAAAGUUUCAGUAUCGGUAGUGAUGCUCAUUGCUAUGCUUUGUUUCUUCACCGGAAUCGUCAUCAUGGGCACCAGGCCAGUUGGAGAUAUCUACUGGCGCCAUUUUUUCUUCUCUACGCUUAUCCAGAGUUUUGGAAUGGACAUGAGUUUCCCAGCAGGUACUAUGAUUCUUUCUGCAGCUUUCCCCAAGCACCAGCAGGGACUUGCUGGCUCGUUGGUGAGCACGUUUGUCAACUACUCUGUAUCCAUUGGAUUGGGAUUUGCAGGAACUGUUGAGUACUAUACCACUAAGGGAAUGUCUGAUGGACCUGAAAAACAGAUUAAGGGAAUGAGAAAUGCAUUUUAUAUGGGAAUGGGACUUGCAGGGUGUGGAGUUUUGUUAGGAUCUGUGUUUGUUAUUUUACAAUGGGUUCAGUCCAAGAGGGCUUCAAAGGAAAACGAGAAGGUCAUCGUAUAA
Sungouiella intermedia is the source of this 1698-nucleotide messenger RNA. The record is from the annotation of a GenBank genome assembly. NCBI's taxonomy places the organism in Eukaryota, Fungi, Ascomycota, Pichiomycetes, Serinales, Metschnikowiaceae.